Messenger RNA from Penicillium odoratum, 2322 nucleotides. RefSeq lists its product as uncharacterized. The record is from RefSeq and is a predicted model, not a curated record. NCBI's taxonomy places the organism in Eukaryota, Fungi, Ascomycota, Eurotiomycetes, Eurotiales, Aspergillaceae. The coding region runs from base 1 to 2322 and encodes 773 amino acids. The transcript is spliced from 3 exons.
AUGGAAAAUAGGGCAAAGAGGAUAUGGAAACGCGCGCAUCAUUUUGUGUCUGGUCCGCGCUACUUCGGAGUUUCGCUCCGCCAACCAAAUGAGAGCGAAGUACAACUUGUUACGAUUCACGCACCAAAACCCUACUCAGAUGCGGACCAGGUCGAGAGUGCAGUAUCGCAGGGCCAAGAGCCUCACUGGAUCAAAGGUGUCUAUCUUUGUGCCCGACUAGGGGCAUUCGUGUUAUUCAUCAACGUGAUCUCCAUUUGUGUAGCAGCUGGAAUAUCCAAGCGGUAUGAUGGUGACGGUGUUUGGAUGAAUGGCUCUAAGGUCGUCUUCCAAGGGGGUUGUUCCUCCGUCAAGAGUUGGGAUACCGCACUGCAUUUGAUCAUUAAUGCUUUGAGUACGAGUAUCCUGGCCGCUAGCAACUACUGCAUGCAAUCCCUUGUCGCUCCGACUCGAGAAGAGGUCGAUGCGAGUCAUGCGAAGGGUGAAUGGCUGGAUAUUGGUACAGCGAGCGUUAGAAAUUUGUACAAAAUCGGUCGACUUCGAGUGGUAUUGUGGAUUAUCUUGCUGAUCACGGCUACGCCGUUUCACGUUUUAUAUAAUUCCAUGAUCUUCGAGUCCACUGGCACAAAUGAGUUUGUGGUUCUCGUGGGACCACACGAUCUUACAGCUGAUAAUGUUAUGAAUUUGACAACUCGUGUUCUAAAUCAGUGUUUCAAAUACGCUGCUGAGAUAGACGAUUCUGGAGUCUAUGUCUGGAGCCAAUUUUCCUCAGAGGUCGCAGCGGGGAACUUUACUCGACUCAGCUUGGCUCAAUGCAAGGAAAUCACCGAUGACUCAAACGCAGCGGGAACAACAGCACUUAUGGUUCUUGUCGAAGAGUUGUCAGUGAAAGAUGGAGGUACCCAGGCAGUUCAAUUCAGUGCAUCGGGCGGCAAACCUGAAACGGCCCUCGAUACUCUUUUCUGGGAAAAUUCGACAAGCCCCGGGGUAGCAAAAGUGGACGCCACUACCUUAUAUUCCAACCUCACAUAUGAUACUGCUGGGGAUAUUCAGAACUUCACUUGUUUUGAUAACGCCUACGACUCGAUCUAUCACGGAUAUACCGCAAAGGAUUGCAUACAAAUCUCUGCAGAGGAAAAAUGCCAACUGCUCUACAGCCCCGCGAUUUGCAUCGUUGUUUCUCUCUGUGCGCUGGCAAAGGUGAUUGCGAUGUUCUUCGCUGCUCGGGUUGGUCGAUCUCGAUCGGUGCCUCUUCUUACUUUAGGCGAUGCAGUGGCAUCGUUUGUGACGAGGCCGGACCCUACCACAGAAGGAAUGUGCUGGCUUUCCAGGAGGGAUGUGUCCCGCGGUUUAUGGGGGAGAAAGAAGCCGAAAAGGUGGACUUUCCCCAGACUUUGGGAAAUUAAAGACUUUCGGCGAGACGAGUUCCGCGACAUCGUGACACAGAACAAACUUGCAGACCGCAAGUGGUACUUCCAAGUACCAAGCAAAAAGCGAUGGGCCGGUACCCUUUUUCUAUGUUUUUUCUGUCUCACAAUAUCAGGACUGCUGAUGGAAUUGGCGGUUUGGAGCUCUGGUGGCCGCGUCCUCUCAGUAAAUAUUCUUAGUGAAUGGUGGAGCGAGGGGCUCGGUUCAAGCAACUACAACCUCUUGAACUUGGACAUAGACUCUAUGCUCGGCUCAGUAGUUGUAGCCAACACACCUCAAAUGAUGCUCACAGUGUGCUAUUACUGUUUCAACAACCUCGUCACCGACAUGCUGGCAGCAGCAGAGUACAGCUCUUAUGGCACCACUCGCAAACCGCUCAGAGUUUCCCGCCCUGUGAAAGGCAGCAAGCAAAUGUCAACCUACUGGCUAAGCAUACCUUACCAGUAUAGCGUGCCCAUGAUCUUUCUGCACAUGCUGCUGCACUGGUUGGUCUCGCAAAGUCUUUUCUAUGUCCUGGUGGUUCCAUACGGUAUUGGAGGUUAUUCAGACGUCGGUUUUGAAGUCAGUUCUCUUGGCUACUCAGCCAUGCCCAUCUUUUUGGCAAUUCUUGUCGCGUCCUUGUUGGUGUUUCUCAUGAUCUUGCUGGGCUUCAAACGGCUCAAGUCUAAUAUGCCUCUGGCUGGGGCUUGUAGCGCCGCAAUUAGUGCUGCGUGUCAUCUGCCUAAUGGUGAGAAUAUAGAGACGGCAGCUCUGGGUCCGGUUAGAUGGGGGCAGACGAUGGAACCGCCGAAUUGGGUGAUGUGUAAUCUAGAGGACACGGUCGAGAAUGAUGAAGGUCAUUGUAGCUUCACUGGGCUGGACACGGUGAAUCCAACUUUGACCAAAUUGUAUAGUUAA